Messenger RNA from Mya arenaria, 2743 nucleotides. Its product is annotated as involucrin-like. The record is from RefSeq and is a predicted model, not a curated record. Lineage: Eukaryota; Metazoa; Mollusca; Bivalvia; Myida; Myidae. Bases 874 to 1836 code for a protein of 320 amino acids. The transcript has 2 exons.
UGUUCUUUUUUGAUGGUUGAGACGUUUCAGGUUAGACAAGAAUUAAAAAUGCAAAAUAAUUUUAGUGAAUAAUCAACUCUGAAUUGAAAGUAACAUGAAGAUGUUGUAGGAUUUGCCAUAUUUAUAUAAUGUAAAUAUAUCGUCUAUUGAAAACCAGAACAUUCUAUCUGACCAAUUUUGCAAAAAUCACUUUUUUGCAUUCUUAGAUCCAGAAAAUGCGGAUACACAUUGUCUCAAAAUUUCAGACCUAUAUACCAACUAUAUCAAAAGUUAUUGAUAAGAGAUCAAACAUUCUAUCUGAAAUCAAUCACUUUUUUGUAAUGCUAGAACAGUGUAUCGUCACAUGUAACAUAAAAUGUCACAAUUUUCAUUAAGAAAAUUGCCAGUCCAUUUCAUUUGGUCAUAGAAUGGUAUGCUUUUACAGUUUUAAGAAUUAAACAGGCAAAUGCUGUCUACCAGACUCUAUCAUCUGAGUAUGAAAGUAUCUGGGUUUCAUUAGAACAGCCCAUAACAUCAUCAUAUUUUACAACCAGAACAUUUUAUCUCAGAUACACAUGCAUGUUUGACUAAAUGGCUGAUAGAAGAGUUAGCCACAACGUUGUAUCUAGCGAUGAAUGGUUCUGGGUUUAUCGUAUAUCAACUUAAAUGAGUUAUCAAGUGAAAAGCAGACACUAUCAUUUACGUAUGAACUAUUUAAGCAUAUGUGUGAUAGCACUUGACAAGGCUAAUUGGUGUUAAUAACAUUCUAUAUCAUGUUUCAUGUGGAACUGGUUUUUGUCUUGCGAAGUGUUUGUUUAGAGAUAAAAACCUCACAAACCGCAGAACUGUAUAGAAUGUGGUCAGGGAAGGAUUUCGACCUACAAAAACUAAAAGAUGUGGUCGGAUGCAGACGACGAGAUAUUAAUUGAAGCUAGCCAGAAAUGGGAUCAUAUCGCACAAGAACAGCCAAGCCCUGCAGGCGUUCCAUCAGAACAGCAAAGCACUGCAUACGUGUUACCAGAACAGCAACGCAUAUCAGACGUGCUACCAGGAAAGCAAAGCACUGCAGGCGUGCUACCAGAAGAGCAAAUCACUACAGGCCUGUCACCAGAACAGCAAAGCAGUGCAUGCGUGCUACCAGAACAGCAAAGUACAGUAGGCGUGUUACCAGAACAGCACAGCACAGCAGGCGUGCUACCAAAUCAGCAAAGCAUAUCAGACGUGUCACCAGAACAGCAAAUACCAAAACAGCAAAGCAUAUCAGGUGUGCUACCAGAACAACAAAGCACUGUAGGUGUGCUACCAGACCAGCAAAUCAAUGCAGGCGUGCUACUAGAAGAGCAAAUCACUACAUGCCUCUCACCAGAACAGCAAAGCACUGCAUGCGUGCUACCAGAACAGCAAAUCAUAUCAGGCGUGUCACCAGAACAGCAAAGCAUAUCAGGCGUGUCACCAAAACAGCAAAGCACUGCAGGCGUGCUACCAGAACAGCAAAACACUGCAGGCGUGCUACCAGAACAGCAAAGCAUAUCAGGCUUGUCACCAGAACAGCAAAGCAUAUCAGGCGUGUCACCAGAACAGCAAAGCACUGCAGGUGUGCUACAAGAACAGCAAAGCACUGCGGGCGUGCUACAAGAACAGCAAAGCACUGCAGGCGUGCUACAAGAACAGCAAAGCACUGCAGGCUUACUACCAGAACAGCAAAACACUGCAGGCUUGUUGUCAAGGAGCCAAUUUACAGAAGGGUUUUUAAUGAGGAAUACAACCUUUCCUUUCACGUCCCCAAGAAAGAUCAGUGUAGCCUAUGCAACAGGUACAACAACGCAAAGGCAGACGGAACACUUAAUGAAGAAAUGAAAAAAGAAUAUUUAAAUCACCAACAAAGGAAAACAUCAGCAAGGGAACAAAAGUACGAGGACAGCAAUAAGGCAAAACAGGACAACAAGACUCACACAUGUACGUUUGGUCUUCAGUCAGUGUUAUACACACCCUGCUCUCUGGUAAGCCUGAUGUAUUAUAUGAGAAAGCUGUGCUGCUAUAACCUGUCAGUCUACAGUGCCGGUGACAAAACAGCAACAUGUUUUCUGUGGUCAGAAAUUGAUGGGAAACGGGGAUCCAACGAGAUUUCUACAUGUCUAAACUUGUAUCUGUCAAGAUUGAAUUCAAGGAUCUAACAUGUUAUUCUGUACUCCGACGCUUGCCCUGGGCAAAACAGAAAUCAAAUUGUGGCGACAAGUCUGUUACAUUCUGUAUCAACAUCACCAACUAUUAACACAAUCGACCACAAAUUUCUCGAGAGUGGACACACUCAUAUGGAAUGUGACUCAAUGCAUUCGGCAAUCGAGUUCGCCAAGUCAAAAACGAAGAUAUUUGUCCCUAGCCAAUGGGAAACUGUCCUAUCUAUGGCGAGAAGAAAAAACCCAUACCAUGUGGUUGCUCUGAAAAACUACGACUUCAAAGACUUCAAGGCAGUAAAAUCAUCACAAACAAAAGCUACAAAAACUGAACAGGGCACCAGGCUGAAAUGGACAUCCAUGAAGUGGAUGCGAUUUUUGAAGAACGAACCCGAUGCAUGCUUCUUCAAGUACAGUUUUGACAAUACAGAAGAGUUUCAGAAGGUUAAGCUUGUAAGUAAACGCGAUAUUCACCAAGUACAGCCCUUGUAUAAAGCAAAGCUGCCAAUAUCAAGUGCAAAGAAGAAAGACCUCAUCACUUUGUGCAAACAAGGCAUUAUUCCGACAGAAUACCAGGACUUUUACAGGGG